AUGAUUGGUGCAGCCUUAAACUUUCCCGUAACGCUCUGCAUUCCUGAAAAUGCAAGCAAAGAACGUAUCUCUGUUCUAAAAGCUUACGGAGCAAAACUGAUCCUAACAGAUCCAUUAGAAGGCAGUGAUGGUGCUAUUGUUGUUAGCCGACAAAUGGCAACAGAAAACCCGGAAAAAUAUUGGAAGCCAGAUCAAUACAAUAAUCCAGCAAACCCAAAAGCGCAUGCAGAAACAACAGCACCUGAAAUUUGGGAACAGACACAAGGCCGUGUGACACAUACAUUUGCCUCUCUAGGUACAUCAGGAACAGCCAUGGGUUUACGCGCUGGUUUUGACAAAAUCCACCCCAAAACACAAGUAAUCGCAGCAGAACCUGAUCACGCUUUCCAUGGUCUUGAAGGUUUAAAACAUAUGGCGUCAAGCAUUGUGCCUGGUAUCUACCAAGAAGACCUUUUAGAUGACAAAAUACCUGUAGAAACCGAAGCAGCUUAUGAAACGGUACAACUAUUAGCAAAAGAAAUAGGUAUAAUGACCUGCCCAAGCGGAGGAGCAGCCUUAAAUGCAUCUAUACAAAAAUCACAAGAUGUAAAGCAGGGUGUUUUUGUUGUUAUUCUUCCAGACCAUGGGACACGUUACCUAACAACACGCGUUUGGCAAUCUGCACAGCUGCAAGGAGGAGGCAUCUAA
Messenger RNA from Ylistrum balloti, 687 nucleotides. RefSeq names its product cysteine synthase-like. The record is from RefSeq and is a predicted model, not a curated record. The transcript has a single exon. Bases 1 to 687 code for a protein of 228 amino acids. Gene Ontology annotation, cellular component: cytoplasm. Gene Ontology annotation, biological process: L-cysteine biosynthetic process. Lineage: Eukaryota; Metazoa; Mollusca; Bivalvia; Pectinida; Pectinidae.